Messenger RNA from Heterobilharzia americana, 1005 nucleotides. The record is from the annotation of a GenBank genome assembly. Lineage: Eukaryota; Metazoa; Platyhelminthes; Trematoda; Strigeidida; Schistosomatidae.
UUUAAAACAGUUUACUUAGUUUGAACUUUCAAAAGAUACCUCUUAAAAAAUGAUUUAUACUAAAAAAAUCUCGUUAAAUAUAUUUUUCAUAAACUUCACGAUAUUACUAUUAGUUUGUUCAGCUACAUAUAGUCAACAAAAUUCAACUCGGAAUUCACCCACAUGUCAGCUACAGUUAGAAUGUGUUGGGACUAGUUCAUCUGGAUUUGGUCGUGUGCGGAUACCAGUUCGAUCAGCUCGAGGGCCUGUCGGGCCUACAGGGGAACAAGGAAAGACGGGACCACCUGGGCCUCGUGGAGAAACAACGAAAAUACAACCAAUAUGGAUUCCUAGACCUAUUGAAUAUCAAAUCGCGUUUUAUGCAGGUUUAUCAAAAAGUAUUGAACACAAACCAAUCAGUAAAAAUUGUCAAUUAAUAUUUGAAUCAAUUAUGUUAAAUCUUGGCAAUGGAUAUGAUAACACAACAGGCGUAUUCACUGUACCAGUCUCUGGUGUUUACAUAUUUGUUGUAGUUGUAUCAGCACAGAGUUAUGAAAAGGCGGGUGUACAAUUAUUACACAAUGGUAAAAUUGCACUACUUUCAUGGUGUGAAAGUACAUUUUGGGCAACUGUAACUAAUCAAGCUAUAAUUCAGUUGAAUAAAGAUGACCAAAUAUGGUUAGAAUGUCGAGAUGAAGCCUAUCGACUCCAUGGACAUAUGUAUAGCAGUUUAUCUGGUUACCUUCUUUAUCCACUUGGCAUGUAAUAAUGAUACUAUAGAGUUGUACACACAAUACAACAAUUGUAUUCCCUUAUCUUCUACGCACAAACCAUUUCUGUUUACUUUAACCUUAAUCUUUUAAGAAGAUGAUCAUUCUAUUAUCUAUACUGUCGAGUGAUAUGAUCUUUAUGACUGUUCUUCAUCACAAUAAUGAUAUCUUCAUUCCACUAAGUAAAGACAUUUAAUUCCAAGAUUUCUGCAUUAUAUAGACACCUGGUAAUGAUCUUCCUGCAGGUUCACCUACG